AGUUUGGAAGUUUACAGAAGGACGAUCUGUUCAUCUGCCUGUGGACGGGAAAUGGGUAGUGUUGGUGAAUUAAGUUGGGUUCUUUUCUUGUCUCGUGUUAGAGGAUGAUAUAAUGCACAUUACUCUGCAAAAGAGGGAUAAGGGGCAGAUGUGGGCUUCUCCUCUUAUGGGUGAUGGCCAGCUGGAUCCUUAUGCAGCUGAUAUUGAGCAGAAGCGUCUUAUGCUCCAGAGAUUUCAGGAAGAGAAUCCGGGUUUCGACUUCUCACAAGCUCAAUUUACAGGGAAUUGCCCCGAUCCAAGAACUUUCAUGGGAGGGAUUCGUAACGAUUGACCAUGCCAUUGCGUCGUAUUGUUGUUUUGUCAGGCUGGUGGCCUAAUCCAGACGUUCUUGUAGAAAACAGUCCUGUAUUCUCUACUUUCAAGCCAGGUCUGGCUUCUCAGCAAAAACGAUCAGCAACCGGCUUCUAUGUCAUAUAUAGGAUGUAGCACCAGUUGCUCGUUCUCAAGUUGAAGUUGCACAAUUUGUAUAUGAUUUAUGGCUUGGGAAAUGACUGUCCCUUCUGCGCUUGUUCUGAGGAUGGACGAAAACUCGACUUUGUUCAAUGAUCCAUCUGUCAUGUACAUCAGUACACCAGACUUCUAUGCUGUUUUGUAUUGCAGCAGUGUCUGUCAUUAUAUGAGCUGCGUGGUUUGCUUCUCUUUUUGACACGUCUUCGCCUUCCCUGUGUACCCUCCCU
Molecule: messenger RNA, 737 nt
Organism: Linum tenue
Lineage: Eukaryota; Viridiplantae; Streptophyta; Magnoliopsida; Malpighiales; Linaceae
Source: the annotation of a GenBank genome assembly